Messenger RNA from Theobroma umbraticum, 1117 nucleotides. RefSeq names its product E3 ubiquitin-protein ligase BIG BROTHER-like. Gene Ontology annotation, biological process: negative regulation of organ growth; protein ubiquitination; floral organ development. Gene Ontology annotation, molecular function: ubiquitin-protein transferase activity; ubiquitin conjugating enzyme binding. NCBI's taxonomy places the organism in Eukaryota, Viridiplantae, Streptophyta, Magnoliopsida, Malvales, Malvaceae. The record is from RefSeq and is a predicted model, not a curated record.
UCUGCAGGCCUAGUAGUGUAGUUAUUUGUUUAAAAGCGACGGUGACUGUCGGCUCUUUAAUCUCCUCUUUAUUUCGCAAAGAAUCUCGUCUCUCUCUUUACUUUUCUUUUUUGUUUUUUCUUUUAAUAAUAUUACUUUUAUUAUUUCCAUCUGCAUUAUAUAUUUCACUCUGUUCCUUAUCACUCGCUCUUGAUCCCCUCAAUACAUUUCUCACCCUCUUAUUUUUCUGCUUUCCCGAGAAAAUCUCGCAUUUUCUCACCUGGAGAUCCGAAGAUCAUCUAAUGAGGAAUCUUCCUUGAAUGCCUGAAUACUAAAAUACGUAGCUGUUGGUGAAAAUUUUGACGAGAUCAGAUUAGUCGGAUUUUUGGAAAUGAGCUGGAACCCACAUAUGGAGGUUCAAUACAUUAAUAGUAGCUACCCUUAUAAUAGUGCUGGCAGCUUUAUGGAAUAUUUCGAAGGUCUUACUUAUCAACAUGUCAAUUUCAUUUUUGACGGUGCUUCCCAUGUUCAGGAGAGUGUGUAUCCAUCAAUGACUUCAAGCUUUUACAAGUUUGGAUUAUCUGAUUCUGGCAAUAUUUCAUAUUAUGAUCAUGGUCAUAGUUACGAGGUGGAUAACCAUGAACUAUGUGUUGAUGAAUAUAGAAGGGCAUCAGAGAAUUCCUCAUCAAUGAGUAAUGAACAGACUGCAGCAAUGAAUAUGGAAUGGGAAGGAAGUGUAAAUACAAUGUCGCGUGAAAACCCAGUAGAUUGUCCACGAAGACAACAUAAUGGUCAUGAUUACCAGGUCAUUUGGCAAGACACUGUUGAUCCUGACAACAUGACUUAUGAGGAAUUACUUGAACUGGGGGAGACUGUUGGAACUCAAAGUCGAGGUCUAUCCCAAGACCUUAUUUCUUUGCUCCCGGUUUCAAAAUACAAGUGCAGCUUGUUCUCAAGGAAGAAAUCAAGGAAUGAAAGAUGUGUGAUUUGCCAGAUGGAAUAUAAACGAGGUGAGAGACGGAUUACCUUGCCUUGCAAACAUGUCUACCAUGCUGGGUGUGGCAGCAGAUGGCUUAGCAUCAACAAAGCUUGCCCCAUAUGUUACACUGAGGUGUUUGGUGAUGGAUCAAAACCUUGA